GGGAGAGAUUGAAAGACCAAUACAGCCGCGGAUGAAGCAAUAGAAAUCUAGGGUUCCGAUUAUGACGGAGCCGGAAUCAAUCGCCGCAUCGAUUAACCAAAUCGACGUGAAGAAGCAAAAACUGAAGAAAGCUUUCGAUGAACUCCAAGCUCACGGAUCUCUUCUUUCACCAUCUUUUAACCUCUCAUGGUCUGAGAUUGACUCUCACUUUUCUUCUCUCCAGUCUUCACUGUUGGACCGCUUCCGUCUCCUCCAAUCAGUCGCGCCUAAUCCAAAUUCCGAUAAAAUCGAAGCCUCAACGGCGGAUACGACGGAGACACAAGUCCUUUGGCCGGAAUUGAGAAAGAUUUGUGAGAAGAACGACGGAUUAGGUUUGGUGAAGUACAUGAUUGAUAAUUCGAAGAAGCGGUUAACGAUCAAUCCAGAGCUUCCUGGUGCGAUUCGAUGCUCCGAGAAUCCAUCAGCUUUGAUUCUUGACGCGAUCGAAGGUUCUUAUCAUUGCUCUUCCCCGUCGUUGUCUUCUUCAGCGAGAGCCAUCGAUUUGAGAAGGAUCUUUGUUUUGUUAUUGGAAGCUUUGAUAGAGAUCAAUGCGAACCUUACGAGUGAUUCGAGAGAAAGAGCUAGGACUCUUGCUUAUGAUUGGAAAUCUAAUAUAGGUAACAAACCAUCAGAAGCGUUGGCGUUUUUGCAUUUGGUUGCAGCUUUUGAAUUGGGGUCUCUGUUUAGUAAUGCGGAGCUUUGUGAUUACGUUUUCUUGAUCUCUAAGUAUAAACAAGCAACAACGAUCUGUAGGAAGAUUGGCUUAGAUAGGAAAAAAAUCGCAGAGCUGAUUAAGAAGUUUUUGCAUACUGGGAGAUUACUUGUUGCUAUCAAGUUCAUUUAUGAGAAUGAGAUGACUGAUGAAUUCCAACCAGUUCCGAUUUUGAAAACUAGUUUGAAGAACUCUAGAGAAGCUGCUAAGAGAGUUUGCGCUGAAGGGAAUUACUCUCUCAAGGCACAGAACGAAGCGACUGAUAAAGAGCUAAGUGCAUUGAGAGCAGUGAUCAAGGUUGUCAAAGAGAAAAGCCUUGAAUCCGAGUUUGUUGAAGAGAAACUCGAAGACUGCGUUAAGGAGUUGGAAGAUCAGAAAGCUCAGAGGAGGCGUGCCACUAAGUUCACCCCACCUACUAAUACCCAACAAGCAAAACAAAAGGUCGAUAAUAAGCGUCCUCGAGUUGCUAAUGGUGCAACUACAGCAUACAAUUUGACAGUCCCACAUCUAAGUCAGCAACAACAACAGCCAAUUUUGCCUAAUCCUAGCCACAGUGUGCAAGUGAACCCAUAUGGUAUGUUGAGCUCAAUGCGACCUGGUGUUGCUGUCCCAUAUGGCAACCCAAUGGCGCUAUUUGGCUCGGUUCCGGUUCCAGGUCCAGCUUCUCAACCUGUCUACUUUGAGCAUCAAACUGGGUACGGUGGACAUGGGUUGCCACCUCAAUACCACCACCCACCUUACUAUCAUCAGUAGCAUCUCCGUUGGUAAGAUUUAUUACACGAACUCAAGCGAUACUGAGAGGAUUUCUGGUUGAAGAGAUCUAUACUCUUAUGUCUAUUGAUGUUCUUUGCUGAACAUCUUCCACAAAGUUCGACAUAGAUAACACUUAUAUAGUCGCAAAAUUGAUCUUUGCCUUGAUUGUACAGUGUUAUAAUCUAACCUGAGCCACACCACUUGUUUAUUAGAUUAGUUUUCUUGUGGAGGAAUGAAUGGUCUUUUAUGAAUUGAUCUUACAUCUCCAAUUCUUGAUUUGGUCAGUAAUCAUCCAAGAUUUCCCCCCUUUA
Messenger RNA from Capsella rubella, 1815 nucleotides. Its product is annotated as FRIGIDA-like protein 2. The record is from RefSeq and is a predicted model, not a curated record. The transcript has a single exon. NCBI's taxonomy places the organism in Eukaryota, Viridiplantae, Streptophyta, Magnoliopsida, Brassicales, Brassicaceae. The coding region runs from base 62 to 1504 and encodes 480 amino acids.